GAAUUCUUGAAUCUUUCAUAAACACACAUAUAAAAUAAAUCAAGAAAAGCAUUCCCACCAUCAAAAGAAAAACAAAAAAGCCAAACAAAAAACACUCACAACAAGAUCAUAAAAACCAAAAAAAAAAAUCAAGAAAAUCCAAACCAAGAAUUAGAAGAGAGAAAACUUUCUUGAAUAAAAAAAAAUGUAUAGGUUUAGCAACACAGUAAUAGGUUUCUUGAAUCUUUUUACACUCUUAGCCUCAAUACCAAUAAUUGGAGGUGGAUUAUGGAUGGCAAAAAGCACAACAACUUGUGAAAAUUUUCUCCAAACUCCACUCCUAGUCAUAGGUUUUGUUGUUCUUAUAAUUUCUUUAGCUGGUUUUAUUGGAGCCUGUUUUCAUGUAGCAUGGGCACUUUGGGUAUACUUAGUGGUUAUGUUAUUUCUAAUUGCAACCCUAAUGGGGUUAACUAUUUUUGGGUUCAUAGUGACUGGCCAAGGUGGUGUGGUUGAUGUUCCUGGUAGGGCUUAUAAAGAGUAUAAACUUGAGAAUUAUUCACCUUGGUUGAGAGAUAGGGUUAAAGAUGUUGAGUAUUGGAGAACUAUUAGGAGUUGUAUUAUGGGUUCUAAGACUUGUGAUAAACUUGGUUCUUGGACUCCUCUUGAUUACAUGGAGAAAGAUAUGUCUCCCAUUCAGUUGAAUCCGAGCUGUUACAUAUGCGUUUCUCCGAUGCAGUCAGGAUGCUGCAAGCCACCAACAACAUGUAACUAUAACAUGGCAACAUUAGUACCUCAAGAUCCAGAUUGCUAUAGAUGGAACAAUUCACCAACUUUGCUAUGUUAUGAGUGUGAUUCUUGCAAGGCUGGUGUGCUUGAAGAUGUGCGAAGGGAUUGGCACAAACUUUCUGUUCUCAACAUAGUCAUGCUUGUGCUUCUCAUUGGGAUCUAUUCAAUAGGAUGCUGUGCUUUCAGAAAUACUAGAAGGGCUCAAACUGAUUAUCCUUAUGGUGAAAAUAGGAUGACCAAAGUUAGACCUAGAUGGGAUUAUUAUUGGUGGAGAUGGAUACAUGACAUGAAAGAACGGCUUUACUAGAGCAUAUUUAAUAAUGGCAGCCUUAUCUCCAAAAUUUACAUGCUUAUGUUUGUUGCUGCUUUAAAGAAGGGACAAAAUGCUGUCGUUUUACAGUGUUUUUUUGCAUGGGAAGUUUCAAUUUCACCUACUUGUUCUUGCUUUUUUUUCCUUUUGUACAAAGAUGAAUUCCACUUUUAAUUUCAGAAUUUCAUAUUUGUAUUAUAUUUUUCAACUUUAUUUUACUUUGCUUUUUUGACAA
This is a messenger RNA of Mercurialis annua (annual mercury), 1310 nucleotides long. RefSeq names its product tetraspanin-6. The record is from RefSeq and is a predicted model, not a curated record. The transcript has 3 exons. Gene Ontology annotation, biological process: auxin-activated signaling pathway. Gene Ontology annotation, cellular component: plasma membrane; plasmodesma. Lineage: Eukaryota; Viridiplantae; Streptophyta; Magnoliopsida; Malpighiales; Euphorbiaceae. The coding region runs from base 185 to 1072 and encodes 295 amino acids.